AUGGGCCUCGACUUUAAGGACCUCGUUGUUGUCAUCACCGGCGGCGGUGGUGCUCUGGGCCGCUCCUACGCCCUCAUGUACGGCCGCGGCGGCGGCAAGGUCGUCAUCAACGACGUGUCGAAGGAGGCCGCCGAGAAGGUCGCGGCCGAGGUCCGCCAGGUUGGUGGCCAGGCCGCUGUCGCCGUCGGCUCGGUUAUGGACGGCCAGGCCAUCAUUGACGUCGCUGUCAAGGCCUUCGGCACCGUUCACGUUCUGAUCAACAACGCCGGUAUUCUGCGUGACAAGUCGUUCCGCAACAUGACCCAGAAGGAGUUUGACGAGGUCUACGACAUUCACAUCCGUGGUGCCUUCUACAUGACCAAGGCUGUUUGGCCCAUCUUCCGUGCGCAGAAGUUCGGCCGCAUCGUCAACACCUCGUCCCCCGCCGGCAUCUACGGCAACGGUGGCCAGACCAACUACUCUGGCGCCAAAAUGGGUCUCGUCACCUUUGCGCAGGUUUGGAACGCCGAGGGUGUCAAGUACAACAUCAAGGCCAACACCAUCGCGCCGCUCGCCGCUUCCAACAUGACCGCCACCGUCAUGACCCCCGAGGUCCUCUCGCACCUCAGCCCCGAGCACAUCGCUCCUCUUGUCGGUGUGCUUACCGCGCGCAACGGCCCCGACGUCGGCGGCCGCCUCUUCGAGGUUGGCGCCGGCUUCUACGGUGAGGUUAAGUGGCAGCAGAGCGAGGGCCACGUCUUCAAGGCCGACGACUCGUUCACCCCCAACGCUGUCGACCUCGCCUGGCCCAAGGUCAAGGACUUCUCCAAGGGCGCCACCUUCCCCAACAAGAGCGACGGCCCCAAGAUGAUGGAGAUCGUCAAGCUCCAGCCCACUCUCAAGCCCAACCCCCAGGGCCCCGCCGCUCCUACCAGCUUCAAGGGCUACACCGUCCUCAUCACUGGUGCCGGCGCCGGUCUCGGUGCCGCCUACGCCCGCUACUUCGCCAAGUACGGCGCCAACGUUGUUGUCAACGACAUCAACGCUGAGGCUGCUAACAAGGUCGUCGAGGAGGUCAACCGCCUCGGCGGUGUUGGUCUCGCUGCCGUUGGCUCGGUUGAGGAACCUGAGCCGAUCGUCAAGGCGUGUGUCGACAAGUUCGGCACCGUUCACGCGCUCAUCAACAACGCCGGUAUCCUCCGCGACAAGGCCUUCAUCAACACCACCCCCGAGCUCUUCGACUCGGUCCUCAACAUCCACGUCCGCGGCUCGUGGAAGAUGGCCAAGGCCGUCUGGCCCUACAUGUACAAGCAGCAGUUCGGGCGUAUCCUCAACACCUCGUCGCCCAACGGUGUCACCGGUGUCCACGGCCAGGCCAACUACGGCACGGCCAAGGCCGCCAUCAUCGGCUUCACCCGCGCGCUCGCCGUCGAGGGCAACAAGAACAACAUUUACGUCAACGCCAUGUGCCCUUCAGCCGGCACUGCCAUGACCGCGACCAUCUGGACACAGGAGCUGCUCGACACCUUCAAGCCCGACUUUGUCGCGCCCAUCUCGGCAUACCUCGCCUCGCCUCUGUGCCACGACAACGGCCUCAUCAUCAAGGCCUUCGGCGGCCUCGCGUCCCAGUACCGCUGGAUGCGCACUGGCGGGUACGUGUUCCCCAACGACCGCCCGGCCACGCCCGACCAGCUCGCGUCCAAGUGGGACCAGGUUGUCAAGGUCGACGGCCGCGCCAUCUUCCCCGCGAACGCGGCUGAGGCGCGCGCGCCCAUCACCGCAAACUUCUCGUACCAGAAGGGCGCCCGUCUCUAA
This is a messenger RNA of Cutaneotrichosporon oleaginosum, 1794 nucleotides long. RefSeq lists its product as uncharacterized. The record is from RefSeq and is a predicted model, not a curated record. Gene Ontology annotation, molecular function: oxidoreductase activity. NCBI's taxonomy places the organism in Eukaryota, Fungi, Basidiomycota, Tremellomycetes, Trichosporonales, Trichosporonaceae.